Ziziphus jujuba (common jujube) is the source of this 2524-nucleotide messenger RNA. RefSeq lists its product as uncharacterized. Gene Ontology annotation, molecular function: protein binding. Bases 306 to 2351 code for a protein of 681 amino acids. Lineage: Eukaryota; Viridiplantae; Streptophyta; Magnoliopsida; Rosales; Rhamnaceae. The record is from RefSeq and is a predicted model, not a curated record. The transcript has 3 exons.
AGGGACUUGGAUAGAGAGAGAAAAAAAUCUUACGAGGUUUUUUUCUAGUAUAAAAGGGAAACAAAUGUAGGGGUACUUAAACAGGAAAAAUGAAUUAAGUAGAUAAAAAAAAAAAAAAAAAUUUAUUUUACAAACCGCAACGAGAAAACAUUAUAAUCUCUUUUUAUGACAAACAUCCAUCAUCACCAAGAUAUAUGAAAAUAAUAUGAUAGAUAGGAUAGAUACAUAAUAUACAACUUAAAAACAUAGAAAUAUAAAAACGAAAAACCCUAAUUUUGAAAUUCUAAUGAUGACAUGAGAGGAGCAUGGCUAAGGAACACGAAACGAGCGCGCAACCAUGGGGCACGUUAGAGGAGCUAUUGCUAGCGUGCGCCGUAAGCCGGCACGGCACCAGGUGCUGGGACUCCAUCGCCAUGGAACUGCAGAAUCGAAGCUCAAGCGUGGCCCCGUCUUUGCUUACUCCACAGACCUGCAGGGACAAGUUCCACGACCUCAAGCGACGCUUCACGUCUAAGAAUGAUGAUCGGCCCACCAGCUUGGUUGAUGAGCUCAGAAGGAUUCGAGUCGAGGAGCUCCGCCGGGAGGUCCGACGUCGUGACGUUUCGAUCCUGUCUUUGGAAUUGAAGGUCAAGAGGAUGGAGGAGGAGAGGGACCGGAGCUUGAAGGAGGCGGAGUUGCAGGUGGAUCUGAAGAAGAUUCCUGAUGGUGCUGAUGGAGGAGUCAGAGAGCUUGCUCCUCGUCCGGAGAAUCACGCCGAGAAAUCAAACUCCGGCAACGACUCCGAUACCGACGACCGUGAGAACCGAUCCUUCAACGAGUCCAAUUCCACGAGUCAAAAAGUCGAGGAGGCCAAACAAAAUGGAAAUGGCGUCGUGAUUGAAAAAGCGGAGUGCGAACCGGAGCAAAACGAAUCGGAUCCGGUUCGUAUCCGAUGCAAACCGGAGCGCGAUUGGUCAGCUAACGGUAAGGUAAUAGACGACGAGAAUGGCAAUGAGACGGAGACGGUGGGGCGGGGGCCCGAGGCGGGUGAGUCGAACGAGGCGUGGGAAUCGGUUGGCGAGUCGAAGCGGGAGGGGAAGGAAUUAGUGGGGGUGGCAUCAAAGCAAAGCAGUGACGUUCAGAGCUCGGCGAGCCUGUCGAGGAAGAAACGGCGUCGUAAGGGUCAGGGUGACGGAGUCGCUGCCGGAGGGGCUAGCAGCGGCGAGGAGCCCGAGGGUGACGAGGUUUCUCCCGCCACCAAACGAGUCUCCACCGUCAAAUCUGAGCCAUUGGUCAAGUUCCUUGGGAUCAUCCGUUCGCAUCGGCUCGGCUCUGUAUUUGAGCGACGGCUUCGGAGCCAGGAAUCCGGGAGAUACAAAAACUUGAUCCGGCGGCACAUGGACCUCCAAACUGUUCAAGCCAGACUCGACAAAGGCGUCUACUCCGAUUGCAUUCACAAGUUCUUUCGAGACCUCCUCCUUCUGUUCAAUAAUGCCAUCGUUUUCUUCCGUAAAACUUCUCCGGAGCACAUCGCAGCACGAGAGCUACGGGCCCUAGUGUUGAAGGAAAUGAACCAUAAUAAGCUUGGGAAGAAACCUCAACCCACCACCUUAAAAAUGGAACCCAAACGAGAAGUAGAUUCCUCUGCCAAAUCCAACAAGUCUUCUUCUAUCAUUGUAGAGUGCCGUAAGCGCAGUUCUAACAAGGCACUUUCCGAAGGUACCAACAAAAGGAGAGACGUCAAGAAAGAAAGAAAGGUUGAUGAAAAACCAAAGGCGAACGAGAAGAAGAUUGAUGCUUCAUCGGCUAAAAUGAAGGACAGGGGCGUUAGGAAGAAGAGGACCCACGAAACGGUCGGCCGGAGAGGCAGUUCGAGAAGUACUAGCACCAAGGGCGGAGAAACGAAACAUGAAUAUGGUGGAAAUGAGCUGAGCUCUCAUGAUGCAUUAGAGGCAAAGGUGGAGAAGAAAGAAAACGCGAAGAAGAAGCAAGGCGUUGAAAGCUUCUUGAAGAGAAUGAAGCAGAACUCACCAAAGGAUCAAGUGGAGGAAGAAAAUGAUGAUGAUGAGGAUGAUGAUGAUGAUAUUGUUUCAGAAGAAGAAAGUAAGGAUAGUAAAAUGGAGAAGGAGAAGAAGGGAAGGGGUAGGAAGAAGUCAGAAGGGAGGAGAGAAGAAAGGGUGACAAGAAGUAGUUCUUCAGGGGGAAGAGGGUCAGGGGUGAGAGACGAAAUUGGAAGGGCCAAAAGAGGGGUAGGGAGGCCGCCAAAGAGACAGGAUUCUAUGGCGGCUGCGAGUGGUAGAAGGGGGAGAGAAAAUAAUGGUGACUCUGAGGUUGGCAACGGAGGUAGAUCGAGGAAGCGCUUGAGGAGAUGAUGAUGAUGGCUUGGCUGUUGUAUUAGUAUAAUGUAAAUUAAUUAGUGCGCUUUUACUUCUUUUUUUUUUGGGGUCUGCUAAUAGUGUUUAGUUUGUCCACAGAAAGAUAACGAGAGGUGUUUUGAAACUUUGUAUUUUGCAUGUAUACAUCAAGUGCCAGGGGUAGAAAAUCA